AUGCGUGUCAUAUUUAACAAAGCGUAAGCGGCAACAAGUGCUUGUUCCGCUCCUGCAAUUCAGUGUGAAGUACACUCUUUGAGCUACCAACAGCUUCAGAUAGAAUGAGCGAAUAUAUGUUUCCAAAGAGCGAUGCUCUUAUUAGUGAGAGAGAUUCGCCUGCGCUGCUGCCCGAGGGUUAUUUCCCUUUUCAGGGGGGCAUAAAAUGGGUAUCGGAUCUAAUGGAAAUCGAGGAGGGCGACGCGGACUGGCAGCUGGAUGCGGAGUUCAUUUGCAAGCGGAUCCGCGAAGUUAUGUGCAAAAAGGAUGCGAUAUAUCAAUACGUGCUGGAGCACCUUCUAUCCACGGCCACCUUCUACAGAGGCUCCAAAAUCGAUGUGCCACUGGACUUUGAGCAGUACUUGCGCUUCUAUAUGCCGUUCCCCGUGACUCCCAUCUUCAAUGACGCCCAUCCGGGUUACAUAAAUCUCUAUGCGCCCACCUCGCAUCCUAUGAUUAUCAAAGGCUAUGUGAAUCCGGAGAAUGUGCAGCUGCUGCUGCGCGGCAAUCUGCGCGAUACCAUCACCCAGAUCAAGUCCGUCUACUGCGACAGCGGAGUCCACUACAAGCUCAGCUACCGCACCCACGAGAUCGGGGAUCAGGGCUUCGUGCACGAGAUUUUGGCGUGCGAGAAGCGUGAGUCCGGCAUGCCGAGCAUCAUAUCUUUCGUCUUCCUGCCGGCCUUGCAAUUCAAGUUCGCCGACUUCCCGUUGCCGCCGUUCGUGCCCUCGGGUCCCGCCUGGGCGCACUGCAACAACAUCUACUAUUGGCUGGCUCUGCUGCAGGUCUAUCCGCAGUACGACAACCGCAGCUUCUGUCCCUAUGUGCCGCGCAUGCAGUUCAUACAGGACGAGCGCAUGCUCAAGUAUCGCAACGUGCUGCGGCUGCUGGUGAAGAUCGGCAUUGGCAACAAUAUACCCGAUAUAUCGGAUAUAUUCGUGCUGAAAGGCUUGCACUUCUUUCGGCUGCGCUACAGCAUGAGCUGCGAUUGCAAUCUAUCGUUGGCCACGCUGUUUAUGGAGCUGCUCAACAUUCACACACAGAUCAUCUACAACGAUGCCAUGCAGAAGGUGCUCGCCUUCGGGGGCUGCCAGCAGCACUGCCUGCAGGAGGCGCUCAAGCUGGAUGCGAUCGCGCGCAACGUCUCCAUGUUCUACUACAUGAACUACGUGCACCUGGAGCAACUGAAGCAUAUGUUUGGACUGAUAUGAAACAGGGCAUUAAAUUACAAAUUCCUAGCACACACACGCGCACACACACACACGCACACAGAUUGCAAGACUAGCAGCGGACUCACGUUACGUAUACGCAGUGUAAACAAUUGAUACGAUCUUUGUUUAUAUACAAAGAAAUAUAGAUAGAUGUAUAUAUAUAUGUAUAUGAAUAUGUAUGUAAGAAGCGCGACAAUUGGGCAAACACAUUUGUCAGCUGGAAUUUUGUAUAUACAUAUACACCUAUAUAUUUAUCCAGUGAAUCUGAAUCGCAUGCGGCGCCGUUUUUAUGCGUAAAUAUGCCACAAAUUUGUUUAUUUACAGGGUAUACGUAUAUAUAUAUAUAUAUAUAACUAGCUAGAGAGUUAACAACAACGCCUACAGCUAACAAUAAAUAGUUAAAUACACAAGAUAAUCAAUACAUAAUACAUAUAUAAAUAUAUAUAAAUAAUCAUAAAUAAAUUAGUGUACGUUAAUUACAAGCAAA
Molecule: messenger RNA, 1737 nt
Organism: Drosophila mojavensis
Lineage: Eukaryota; Metazoa; Arthropoda; Insecta; Diptera; Drosophilidae
Exons: 2
Coding region: 105-1250 (381 amino acids)
Source: RefSeq, a predicted model, not a curated record